Saccostrea cuccullata (small rock oyster) is the source of this 5061-nucleotide messenger RNA. RefSeq lists its product as uncharacterized. The coding region runs from base 45 to 4739 and encodes 1564 amino acids. The record is from RefSeq and is a predicted model, not a curated record. NCBI's taxonomy places the organism in Eukaryota, Metazoa, Mollusca, Bivalvia, Ostreida, Ostreidae. The transcript has 15 exons. Gene Ontology annotation, molecular function: protein binding.
AGGGAGAAGAGAUUGAGAAUUCGUAAAUCCAGAAAAUUACCAGAAUGUCUUGCCAUUUCAAAUUGUGCCAACUUUUCUUCAUCAUAUUCUGUACUGAUAUCUUUACAACAAUAUUGUUGAUGAACGUCAAAUCAUUGGUCAUGGAUUCAACUGCAGAAUGUCCAUUGAACAGAACAGCAUUUAUUGCUGCUUCUGUGAGAAUGAAUUGCAGUGGAGAUGCUCGAUAUUUGUGUACUCCGAACAAAGAUCUCUCCUCUUUGAUUGAAUUUUGCACUAAAGUAAAACGAAAGCCAUGGGGACCAGACAAUUGUGUAAAACAUCAGAGUAAUGGGUAUCUUACUCAUGUAUACUGUAAAUCAACGUUUAGAGGCGGAUGUCCAAAUGAAUUAUAUUUUGAUGAUGAAAUCUACAAAUUUCCAAGUUGUUUAAAGAUCAACACAAUACAAAAAUGUUUCCUUGAGGAUCGAAACUGCAUACCCGUGGAAAGAAACACCACGUACCACAAUUUGAUAAAUGUGACGAAUGAUGAUUCUAAUAACCGUUCCCUUCAUUCCUCUGAACCCAAUGAGAACCCUGCACUCCUAUGGAUGCUUGGUCUUCUAAUUAUUCCUUUGAUUUCCAUAAUUGUAUUUAUCAUUUGGUGUCGACUUUGGCGAGUUCGACAAGAUGUACAAAGAGAUUCUGAAGAAUGUGGUGCCCUUUUACAAGAACGAGAUGGUGAAAGAAAGCUAGAGUACACAUUAGAAAACGCAGAGGAGAAACGUGCAUGGAGAACACCUUUCCGAAAAAAAUUGGAUGACUUACCUCUCAAUCUUUUGGUAAUAUUUUAUUCUCUUUUAUUUACGAGAAACAAACAAUUCGAUUUAAACACUGACAAUCAUUGGUUGGAGGUGAUGAAUAGAGUUAGAAGAGUGUUUGGGUUGAAGGACACGUCUGACGAAGAAGGAAAAAGGAAUGUGAACUUAUUGUGUGAUUUGUUUCGGUCUAUAUCUAACAUUGAUGCCAUACUUGAAGUUCCAGAUGAUUUAUUUUAUGAAAUAUUCUGGAGUUUUUUCCGACAGAAUUCAUUCACAGAGGAUCGCUUUGAUUUUUUCUUGAAACACUCACAAAAAGAAACCGUUGCAGAAUUUUGUAGAACAAGUGGAUACCAGAAGGUUCCCAAUGAACGAUGUAUUAUUCUACCUCAUGAAUAUGACAAAAAAUUCAUUGACAAACUUGGACAGAAAAUAUUAAUCCAUCAAACUUUACAGGACCAUUCUAUUCACGAAGAAAUCUCAAGGAAAUAUGACAUUCCCGUUGAAGUAUUGACUUGGGGUAAAGACUUCAUUCAGAGGUAUAUUGGAUACCUAAAUAAUGGGAAACAGCCCGUAUAUCAUACCCAAGGAAUGAUUGUUGGAUGUGCUGGAGCAGGAAAAACAACUCUUCUUAAACGAUUAAAAGACUGUCCUAGACCAGAAAUAUUAAAUGUUGAACGGACCGAAGGAGUCAAAGUGUACCCCGAUGUAUUUCGAGUAGAGAAUCGGCGACUCUUAGUAAAUGAAUACCAAGAAGUGGAUUAUUUUCGCAUUCCCCAGGAUAGCGUUCUUGCUUACCAAUUUCCAAUUAACAAAGAAAGAGAUCAAGCUAACUUUAGUUCACAUCAAAGAAAUAUAGAUUCUGGUUUCAAAUUCACAAAAACGAUUACCAAAUUUAAAAAGAAAAAACAGGAUAAUCAAUCCGAUACUCCUGUCAUAAAAAAAGAGAGUAAUCCAAUUACAACUCCUGCGUCAACACAAGAAAUUCCAAUACCCGAGUUAACCCCACAAGAAAACUCACGCAAAUGGAACAGAGAGGACGGAUCACAUACCUUGUUAUCAAAUGAACAUACCUUAAAGCCUCUUCUUAAAACUUUUAAAAACGUUAUUUUUGGGGAUAGUGAAAGAUGCAUACAGCUACUUACGCUGCUGGAUUUUGCUGGUCAGUCCGCUUACUAUGCCUGCCAUCAGAUUUAUUUAAGUGCACGGGCCUUCUACAUAUUAGUUGUAGAUAUGUCAAAAGAUUUAAAUGAUGAAGUGGGCAAAGAUGUGUGUGAUCAUAGCGGCGCUGUUUUCGAUUCUUGGAAAUACAGAGAUUUCUAUGAAUUUUGGAUGAAAUCCAUACACACGUACAGCAGUCCAAAUGCACCCGUGAUAAUUAUUGCCACGCAUGCAGAGAAUAAACAAAAAACGGAUAUUGACAAGUUCCAAGAAGAACUAUUUGAAGCUUUGGAUCAUCAACUUCUCAGCCAGCACUUGGUAACAUAUAAAGAAAAGAAAAUGUUUACACUAUUUCUACCUAUGGAUGAGACAUGUGAACUCGAGAGUGUAGAUGAUAUCAAGCAGUGUAUUGUUGACACGGUAGAAAAACAACCUUACUGGGGUGAAAAACUUCCAAGCUCAUGGGUAGUCGUUGAAAAAGAAAUAUCAAGGAGAAAAAAAGAAAAGUCAAAAGUAAUAAAGAUACAGAAAUUAGAGGAACUGUGCAAGAAUUUGAGUUGCCACAUAGAAUUGGGGAUGAAACAGUUGAAAGAUGCUUUGCGAUUUUUUCAUGAAAUUAGAACGAUUCUAUAUUUUGAUAGUACUGGCUUAGAUGAAACGGUCAUUCUUGAUGUUCAGUGGUUUGUAGAUGCCUUCAAAAAUAUAAUAACAGAUGAUCAACACAAGAAGCAAACACGAUUGAAGAUUGACCAGCUCUGGGAAAUUUUCUAUGAAAAAGGGGAAUUACAUGAUCAUUUACUUGAAAACAUUUGGAAAGAAAGCGAAGACUUUGGUGAAUCUUUCUUUGAGUAUAAAAAAGAACUUUUAAGUUACAUGCAACAUUUAGGAUUAUUAUCGGAAGGAUCAGAAAAAACCGAUAAUAUCCAUCUUAUACCAUGCAUGAACAAAAAGUCAGUAUCAGAAGAAUUUACAAGAAAAUGUCCUCAAAGCUAUUUAGUCAGCUUCAGGUUUGAAUUUUUCCCUAACUUUUUAUUUUGGAGGUUCAUUGUUUCUUGUGUAAGCAGCAAUGGUUGGGUGAUACUCGAAGAGCAUGGAUUUAAAUAUCUUUUCAAAAACGCCUGCAUUUUGAGCUUCGAUAAUGUUGAUGUUGCAAUUAAAACCAACGAAAAUAUCGUUGAUAUCCAAUUUUUAGAAACUCGGAGUUUUCCCGAAGCUGCGAAAUUUGAUAUCUUGAAGAAAAUUAACAACAUUCUCCAAAAUCUGACACAAACUUUCCACACAGAUAUUCCAUUUGCCAUGGGAUGUAGAUGUAAAGAAACAAAUAUCUCUGAGCCCAAAGAUGCAAAUUUCUUGUCCAAAGAAGAACUUUAUCAAAUGAAAAAGUCUCAAAGUAAUCAAUGUCUUCUUUGUGAAACAGAAAAGCAUCAAGUCCCAGUGAUUGAUUUGUGCAAGAUUUUGGAAGAGGAUUCUGUUCACCGUGAUUACGAAAAGGUUGAAAGGGUAUUCUCUCCUGAAAGAAGAAGACUCGAUACUGAGAGAGAUAACCAGGACAUGGAAUUCGGGGUUGAAGAUGUUAAGCAUAUCGAAUCGUUACAAAGGGCUUGUUCAAGAGGAAACAAGGACCAAUUUGAUCAUGAGUUCAAGAAGAUCAAGGCCGAAAAAGAAAUUCUUUUUGCAAAAGACAAUGAAGGGAACUCUCUUUUGCAUUUUGCUUGUGAAGGUGGUAACAUUGAUAUUUUACGUAAAUUGCUUGAUGAGGGGUUUCAACUGCAUUCGGUUACAUACAAGGGUAAAACAGUACUUCACAUUGCCUCGCAAUUUGGUCAUGUACCAAUCUGCAAGUAUCUUCUCUCAAAAAGCCAUGAUCUGCUUGCUAUGAUCGACAGGCGUGGGGGACAUGCAGUCCAUUUUGCGUCUGAAGGCGGGAAUAUUGAAGUUUUGAAAUUGUUAGUAAAUAACAACAUCGACCCCAAGCAAUUAACUAAAACAGGAAGAAAUAUCUUGCACAUCGCCAGUUCGAACAAUCAACAAGAUAUGUCCAGAUACAUUGUUGAGAAAUAUCCAGAAUUACUUGAUUCUGUUGAUAAUCAGAAAUGGAAUGCACUUCAUUUUGCGACUGCUAAAGGAUAUCUUGAGAUGUUUGAUAUACUUGUCGAAUUUAGCCAAAAUUUAAUCACCAAAACAAAAAAAGGUGACACUAUUCUUCAUAUCGCAUGUCAUAAAGGGCGGUUGAAUAUGUGCAAACGAAUAAUACAAUCCUGGCCAUAUCUAAUACAAGAAGAAAACAAUAUGAAUCGAACUCCUAUAUUUUCUGCAGCAGAGGGAGGUGAUCUUGAAAUAAUAAAACUUCUAAAAAACAAUGGCGCUAACGAAGAGGCAGUUGCAGAUAAUCAUACUCUGCUGCAUGUAGCAAGUGAAUUUGCUCGCCAUGACAUUUGUAAAUAUCUUUUAGGCAAAUACCCUAAAAUGGCUAAUCAGUUGACAAGCAAACAUUGGAACGCAUUGCACAUGCUGGCCGCAGGACCGUCAAAGUUUGAGGAUGACGAAAUAGAUGUAUUCAAACUGUUGGUCAAUUAUUAUGUGGACAUUCAUCAAAUUACAAAAAAAGGGAGUUCAAUUCUGAAACUUGCUUGCAAGAAUCACAAAUACGAAUUGUGCAAAUAUAUGAUAGAAAAUCAUCGCUCACUGUUGGACAUACCAAACGUAGAUCUUCUAAAAACUGCUGAGGAAAAUGGUAACAAAGACAUGAUUAAAUUGUUUAAAAUUUAUUGCAAACAGGAUUAAUCUUAAACUUUUAAUUUCCUCUCACGCAUAUUUAGACAUUUUAAUUGUAUUUUAAGAUAUGGGUUCAUAAACUUGUUCUUGCUUGACUAUGAAGUUUUUUUGGUGUUAAAUUUGUAAGUCUAAAAAUGUAUUAUCUUUCUGUCUUUUUUAAAAAUAUAUAUAAUCUUUAGAAGCAUUCUGCGAAAUGCAACACGUAUUUAAAAUGUUUUACAUGUAAUGGAGCUUCACCAGGGCUCCAUCCCUGGUAGCUGCCAGUUAAGUAGUUUAUAUAAUAAUUUUUAAUGAAUGGGAUCUGGGAAAUAAAGAUUGGGAAAGAAGAAAA